AUGGCUGGCAAAAUGUUGAGUCACUCUAUCGAAACACUGGCCCUCACCGGUGCCACUGCCGUGACACAUGUCAUUAGUGACAAUGCAGUGCUCGAGUCACAGACGAAGGAUCGGCUAGACGCAAGGAAUGCCAACGGGUACGUAGAUUUGAAAACAAGUUUGGAACCAAUUAAGCAGGGGUCCAUAAUAUUCAACUGCCGCAACGAUGUUUUGGCAUUAUCCAAAUUGCUAAGCCCACAAGAAUCCUCACAGUGUGAAAUAUUACAGGUAUUGAUCCCACUACGUACGACGGAUUGCACCUCUACGAGUUUUGAUCAGUUGUUCUUCAACGAGGCAAACAGAGACCAUUGUCUCAAUCUUCUGCUAAACUGUUACACCUUCUAUUUCUUUGAUGGUGAAAGCACGCUGUCCGAAUGCAACGUGAAAACGUUCCAAGUAAUUGAACAGUUUUAUUCAUUCGUAUCCACCAUGAUGCCAGAUAAAGUACCUCAAAUGAAUAUGAUUCUAUUGGAGAAACGCCGGGACACAUACGUGCCAAAAAGACACAGAAACUUCAAUCUUACUAUCAAACUUCCUGAAAAACCAAAACAAUCUUCUGAUGCAUUUGUACAGUCGAUAAAACAAGAUUUCAUACCGUAUACAGAUAAUUUCUUAAGAGAGAACUUCCGACUCCCAUCCCUUCUCCGACACCCAGGUUCCUUUGAGAAAAAUACUCGCUUACCGAACUGGUUGCAGAUCCUAAUCAAUAACAAAGAUGAACUCUCGGUUUUGAACUACGCUUGGAAAGGUUUCACGCUACUGGAACAGUUGGAGCUAGAUAGGAUCAAGUCAUGUUUCCCAGAAAGCGAGCCAGAACAAUUUUCCCCUAUCACUUUAACUAGCAAAGGUAUCAAGGGGAUAUGCUUGAUGAAUUCGAAAGGGGACUUUAACAUUUACUCAUUAUCGUCGCUACAAAGACAAUACAAGCACAGAAAGAAGAAAAUACAGUACCCACUUGGCAACCGUUACACGAGUAGAAACCGCAGCGUCGAGCAUUUGAAGCAGAAACCUAGAAACCUUCGCAUUUCAAUCCCUCUAAGUUGUACUGACUUCACUUCAGCCGAGAAUGGAUCGCCUUCUUCAUCCGAUUCGGAGGUGCUUCAAACCCCAUACUAUGAGUAUAAAAUAGACAAAGCCAUCCAAUCAUUCUCAAAAAACAGAUACUUCAAUAUUCUACCUUAUGAGCAUUCUCGGGUCAAACUGGCAAAUGGUGAUGACUACCUCAAUGCAAACUAUCUGGAGAUGCCCCAAAUAAACUCGGAUUUUAGAUAUAUAGCAACACAAGCUCCCCUGGAAAACACGAUUCACGAUUUCUGGCAAAUGGUGCAUUCGGAAAAUGUUAAAGUCAUUGUGUCCCUAAACUCGACAGAGGAACUGAAAUUAAAAAAAUGGAACUUGUAUUGGAACGAUAAAAAUGAUAAUAUCAUAGAGCGUGAUGUUCAAUUGAUAACAACAUAUAAGGAUUUACUCAAUUUCGAGGGUUGUACGUUAAGGAUUUUCCAGAUGAAUGCCAAGGGUUCUGAUGAAAAAACGCCGCCCAAAACCGUUUACCAUUUACAAUACUCCAACUGGCUCGAUUCGUGUGGAAUCAAAAUUCAAGAUUUUCUAUUACUCUAUAAGAUCAAAAACCACUUGAUAUACAAUGAUAGGAAAUUUAUUGAGUCGUUGGCAUCCAAGAAAGGGUGUCAAUAUUUGCAGCAAAAUAUCCACCCAACGAGCACUGGAAUGCUUAGACAAUCGGCACUUUUGGUGCAUUGUUCUGCUGGUUGUGGAAGGACUGGCGUGUUUAUCACCUUGGAUUUCUUGUUAAACUUGUUUCAGAACGAAUUGAAUACAGGUAACAUGAUUGAUGUUUGGAACAUGAACCAGGAUUUGAUUUUUAUAAUUGUCAAUGAAUUGCGGCGCCGGCGCUUAUCCAUGGUCCAAAACUUUGCACAAUAUAUAACUUGCUAUGAUGGUGUCAUAGAUUACUUUACAAGAUCUAUUUCGUCUUAA
Molecule: messenger RNA, 2034 nt
Organism: Huiozyma naganishii CBS 8797
Lineage: Eukaryota; Fungi; Ascomycota; Saccharomycetes; Saccharomycetales; Saccharomycetaceae
Gene: PTP2
Product: tyrosine protein phosphatase PTP2
Exons: 1
Coding region: 1-2034 (677 amino acids)
Biological process (GO): protein dephosphorylation
Molecular function (GO): protein tyrosine phosphatase activity
Source: RefSeq, a predicted model, not a curated record